Molecule: messenger RNA, 915 nt
Organism: Hordeum vulgare subsp. vulgare (domesticated barley)
Lineage: Eukaryota; Viridiplantae; Streptophyta; Magnoliopsida; Poales; Poaceae
Exons: 4
Coding region: 76-636 (186 amino acids)
Source: RefSeq, a predicted model, not a curated record
UGGAGCCACACAAAAAUACAGGCCCAGAAAGCCCACGCACGGAGCCGAAUCGGAGAAGUUCUUUGGAAGGCCACAAUGGCGAUGAGGUGCCUCUCUUCUCUCCCUCUCCUCUCCGCAUCCGGCUCCGGAAAGGCCUGCGCUGUGGUCAGAACGCAUCACACUCCCUCUGCCGCCGCGCACCGCCGGAUCCGGACCCACAUGUCGGUGGCCACCGGCAGUGAGCAGGCCCUGACGGCCAAGGAGCAGUCCCAGGAACCUGACUAUGGAGUUGUUAGUAUGCACCAUGUUGGAAUACUAUGUGAAAAUCUUGAAAGGUCGAUGGCAUUCUACCAGGACAUCCUUGGUCUAAAGGUGAAUCCUGCUAGGCCAAAUGACAAGCUUCCUUACAGAGGUGCUUGGCUCUGGGUUGGUUCUGAGAUGAUCCACUUGAUGGAGCUGCCAAAUCCGGAUCCACUGACAGGACGCCCAGAGCAUGGCGGGCGUGAUCGUCAUACCUGUAUAGCAAUCAGAGAUGUCUUGAAGUUGAAAGAAAUCUUUGACAAAGCGGAAAUCAGCUACACACUCAGCAAAUCUGGGCGUCCAGCGAUCUUUGCACGAGACCCGGAUGGAAACGCGUUGGAAUUUACACAAGUGUAGCAAGUGAGAGUCAGAUUUCCAACCAGAACACCUCACAGAAUGGUGCUUGUAAGAUUACUGUACGCAAGACCUUGUUGCAGGUCUUACUGUCUAGCAAACAAGAUCUGGCUAGGGCAAUUCUGCUUGUGCCUUGUACAUACUACCAGUCAAGAAAACGAGGUGUAUCACAUGAUGAUAGACUGGCAGUAUUGGGGCACAGAAAAUGUUGCCAAUGACAUGGAUAUGGACAAAUGAAUAUUGUAAAUUCCUUCCAAAUUAUGAUACUGUACUUACAUCUGA